GUUUCAUUGGGUAAACAACGAGAACUUUAUCAAGCCUGCUACAAUGCUGAGAAAACCCUUUCUGGUUUUAAUAGUGUGAAAGGUGUUGGGAAAAUGAGAACAAGUUCAGAAACAUGGAAAACUUUAGAUGAUGGUGUGGUCGUACCAUGUGGGAAGUUGAUCGAAGCAUCGGAAUCAGAGGUCAAUAAAUGUGUUCUACAAUUUAAUGAAUACAUUGUGUAUGACGUGAAUCAAAUUCGUCUUCGGUAUCUAGUGAAGGUGAAAUUUAAUUUCAAACAAUAAACUAAAGAAUUAAGAAAGUAUUUCUUUUAUGUGUAAGUGUUCAUACCGUUGACUUGUCUAUUUUUUUUAUACACACACCUACCGAUGGGCAAGAAAGAACCAAACAGUAACUAUUACUGUGAUAUUAUAGAAGAUAAACAACAGAUAUUCUAUUUUACUAAUAACUGGUUAAAAAGGACAGAUUUUUAUACUAUACAUCCAUUAUUGUAUAAUAACUUUUAAUAAUGAAUGUUUUUCUUCCGUUUUUACGCACAAACUUCAUCAGUUGAUAAUGAACUGAAUGUAUAGCUUCCAGUUAUUGAGAGUAGUUGGUUGUGAACAGUAGGUACUCGAGCGAUGCUAAAGUAGUGUGUGGAUGCACCCACAAUUUAUCUGCAUCGGGAUGGUGACGUCAUAUAUCUUUACUCACCUUAUCUCUUGCCUUUAUUGCUUUAGGGUUUUACACAACUGGUGAUAUAAUUAUUAUUUUAACUUCUCUUUUUCCGUUUAAUAAUUUUUACCUUUAUAUGUUGGUGUAAAUUGUGG
Molecule: messenger RNA, 807 nt
Organism: Heterobilharzia americana
Lineage: Eukaryota; Metazoa; Platyhelminthes; Trematoda; Strigeidida; Schistosomatidae
Source: the annotation of a GenBank genome assembly